GCUGGAGUAUAAGAAGGACCGGUGUGCAAGGGGAGACCCACAACGCUGAAGGAACCCAGGGAGCUUCUAACUGGACGCACGGGAGCCGCAAUCAAGAAAUCCCCAAAGCAGGCCUUUUUUUUUAUCCGGCGCCGACAUGAUGUCCCAGCACGCGGCUUUGACCAGCCUGUUCGGCGACGACCCUUUCUUCAGCCAGGAGCAGCUGCUGUGGCCGCUGCGUCGCGAGGCUCUUUCCUCUCUGCAGCAGGACUUCUUCAACCGGAGAGCCACGCUGGCCGACAGCCUCCUGAGGGAGCUGCACGACGGGCCACAGCUGCUCAAGCUUCGACAGCUGCCGCUCAUUUCCUCCACGCUGGCGAGGCUGACUGACGAUGAGGAGCAGCAGAGGGAGGUUUGCAGCACGGAGUCGCACAAGGACGCCCAGCAAGCCAACAGCGACCUCCUGGUGACCCUGGACGCCCGCGGUUACGCCCCCAAUGACAUCACCGUGAAGCUGGAGGGGCGGAAGCUGGCGGUGGUGGCCAUGAAGCAGGCCGGGGCAGAGGAGAGCCAGUCGUGCUCCUCGGCAACCUCCAGCGCCUCCUUCUGCUCCUCGGCGUCCUCCCAGAUGGGCUUCGUCCAGAAGAUCGACCUGCCCGCUCACCUGGAUCUGUCCGGCCUCUCCUGUUCCCUCAUGGACGACGGACAGCUCCGUAUUCACGCCCCCGUGGCCCAGCAGCAGCCAAUCGACGAGGAGCGCCAGGUGCCCGUCCGGUUCAGGACGUCGUUGGAGUUUCCCAUCAAAAAGGAUGGAGCAGAGAAGGAGCACACAGACUGAAGCAGAUUGACGCGACAUGUUUUUAUGCACACACUCCCACCGAGAGACAAUGUGACGAGUAAAGUUUACAGCUAUUGAAUGAAGAGAGUAUUUAUUUUAUAAUUAUAUGCAAUUUGUAUAAACUGUGAAAAUAAAAAUAAAAAGGCUGAAUGGAAAAUGAUUUCAGACUUUUGUCACCACACGAUGGUGCCAGCAGCCAACACAUAUGGAGGGAGGAGACAGAAGAGUUGCAGCAUUUCCUCCAGCUCCCCUCUGGUGACUGAGUUGGUAACCUCUGAAAGGUUCCAGUGACGUUUGGUUUCCUGGGGGGGGAAGUUAUUUGCUGGCGCGCCGGCUCAGGUGACGACAAAAAAGCAGCAGUUUAAUGUCUUUUAAGUCUUACCUUGAGGGCGUCAUGACAGAGAGCAGGAGAAAUAAAGCCGUCAGGGGGAAAUGAGAGCGAACAAAUGACCUCUUUUUAAAGGGUUAGUUCACCAAGAAUUCAAACCUCUAGUGUGUCGUGGGUAUUUAGCCGUGCAAGUAGUUGUUGGUUAUAUUUUUGGGGAAGAUGCUGAAAGACGGAGGCAUGAAGGUGGAUGGAACUGAGUUGCAGAACAUAUAAAGUGAAUUAAAGAUGUUCAAUCGCAGCAUCUUCUUUAAGAAGUGCCACUAAUCCAACAAGUCAGGCUUAAGUAAUCUCAUGUCUUCAGUUUGAUGUGGUCUGUUUGGAAACUGCAACACUUGACUAAGAAAAACGAAAUGAUGGUUUAUUCAGUGACUUGUUAGUAUUAAUAAAUGAAGCAUUUCUAGCACACAAGAACCCAAUAAGACAUGCAGAACUUUGUCGUCAACUAAUCCUCUUGAUUUAUUUAAAUUUAGAAUGUUUUCAGAAAGUGUUCUCUACUUUUUGUACAUUUUAUGUGUCGUAAAUUCAUUUUAAAUGAAAGUUCAAUUACAAAUUAUCACCGGAAAACACUAAAAUCUCUCAUUUACAAAGUAUAUUCCACAUCUGGUCAGUUUAAUUAUCCUUGCUUUGUCUAGAACGUCACUGGAGUCCACCUGUGACGGAUGAUUUGGACACCUGUUUUAUAUAUAGAGUGCAUCUCAGGACAAAAAUCAAGCCACGAAAUCCGAGGAAAUCCCAGUAGACCUCUGCGAUAAAAUUGCAGUGAGAACAAGGGUAUAAAACCAUUUGUAAAGCCGUGUGUUCCCAGGAGCACAUGUGGCCUCAAUCAUUGUGAAAUGGAAGAAGUCUGAAGCCACCGAGACGCUUCCUGGAGCCGGCUGACCAAACGAGAAGGGCCUCAGUCAGGGAGGAGACCAGGAAUCCAACGGACACUCGAACAGAGAUUCAGAAGUCGUCUGCAGAGGUGAAGAACAAAAGACAACCAACACAAACUCUUUUUGCUCGUGUCGCAUUUUUCCUCACUGUAGCUUUUCUCUGCAGUAUAAAGUCCUGCACCUCUAUGGAAACAGCACGACCGUGUCUAGAAGCAGAAAGAACUCAGAAACGUCUAUUGCGUAGUAUAACACAGACUAUUUGAGUUAGAUUGUUGUUUUCAAUAAAUUGCCUGCUCACA
Stegastes partitus (bicolor damselfish) is the source of this 2376-nucleotide messenger RNA. It is a transcript of the gene hspb9, whose product is annotated as heat shock protein, alpha-crystallin-related, 9. Bases 137 to 817 code for a protein of 226 amino acids. Gene Ontology annotation, cellular component: nucleus; cytoplasm. The record is from RefSeq and is a predicted model, not a curated record. Lineage: Eukaryota; Metazoa; Chordata; Actinopteri; Pomacentridae. The transcript has 2 exons. Gene Ontology annotation, biological process: protein refolding; negative regulation of apoptotic process; response to heat.